Molecule: messenger RNA, 552 nt
Organism: Fonsecaea pedrosoi CBS 271.37
Lineage: Eukaryota; Fungi; Ascomycota; Eurotiomycetes; Chaetothyriales; Herpotrichiellaceae
Exons: 2
Coding region: 1-552 (183 amino acids)
Source: RefSeq, a predicted model, not a curated record
AUGGCUUCCAAACCCCACAUGACGCCCGACACUAAGUGUCGUAUUGCGAGACCAGCUCUGGGUGCUGAUAGAUCGGUCAUGAUGCGGGCGAAGAGAGAAGAGUACGUGGCCCAGAUGGUCCUCGAUCCAUCUUUGAGGAGUAUAGCCAGAACUGACAACCCCAUCGGGAUUCCCCUUACGGCAUUCACCUUGGUGACCGUUCCCGAGGAUUCGAUGCUGUCCGUCUAUCUGCGGAGCAGGGAAGCAGUCGACACGAGCAUAGAGACGAGGAUGUCAUCCCACGAGGGACGUCCCAGCUCUUCCUGCGGAAAUUCAGACCCGACCGGGCAAUCACCCCAGCGGCUCCAUGACAAUGACGACGCCGCGAUCGUCAAAGACGGGGUAACCGGAAAAGAACAAUCUGCCAGCAACAGCAGCGUGGAACUGGAGCUCGACAAGUUCAUGGCCACGCUGACAGCUACGGUGACUCCCGACGCCGUCAUCAGAACGAUUACCUCCACCAAAGGUACAAAGCUUCAGGCGACGCGUGAGACGUCACAAACUAAGACCUAA